Wasmannia auropunctata (little fire ant) is the source of this 751-nucleotide messenger RNA. Its product is annotated as heat shock protein 67B2-like. Lineage: Eukaryota; Metazoa; Arthropoda; Insecta; Hymenoptera; Formicidae. Gene Ontology annotation, cellular component: mitochondrion. The coding region runs from base 372 to 728 and encodes 118 amino acids. Gene Ontology annotation, molecular function: thiosulfate-cyanide sulfurtransferase activity. The record is from RefSeq and is a predicted model, not a curated record. The transcript is spliced from 5 exons.
UGACGCUCGAAAAGGCAACCGGCACUACUAAUUUACGUGCCUCGACGAAUAAAAGUGCGAUCAUUGAAUUAUAUGUAUAGUGAGAUGAAACGUGGAUCGUUUCUGAUUGUUUCUAAUGCAAGACACCUGUCAGCCUGAUUUUUGUUAUUUUAUUCGACUGUCGUUCACGACGUAGAUUUCCUCGGCUGCUGUGCCGAGCGUUCGUAUCGUCGAAUUGUUCUCGCGGAGAUCGACGACACGUACCGGGGAGCUGCCGACGACUUUUAGAAAUCACGUUUAACCCUCCGACUGUAAACAAUCUGACACGGACUUUGUAUUCUUCAAAUAUACCUUACCGGGAGAAGGGCACUGCAGCCCUGAGCGAAAACGGAAUGGCUGAAAACAAAGUUGAUUAUGAAGAGCUCUUGAAAGACCAAAAAAAUCCUGAAGUCCUGAUCGUCGACGUUAGAGAGCCCUCUGAGAUACAGGAGACCGGCAAGUUACCAGGAAGCAUUAAUGUCCCAAUGAAUAAUCUCCAAGAAUUGGUGAAUCUUUCGGACGACGAGUUUCUGAAUAAAUAUGGAAAAUCUAAGCCGAGUAAAGAGACAAAAAUCGUGUUCAGCUGCCGUUCGGGGAUGAGAGCUAAACGCGCAAAGGAAAGCCUGCAGGGAUUGGGAUACACACAAGCGCAUUUUUACUUGGGUAGUUGGAUGGAAUGGGCGGAAAAACAAGAACAAAAAAAGAAAUAGGAAAAAAGUGUACAGCAAAAAAG